UUUUCAAGUUUCGGGACAUAAAGCUCAAAACCCAGGCCCAAUAUCUGUUUCAGGCCCAAUCUCAAAUCAUCUUAUAUCGUACCCAUGUUCAAAGAAAACAACAAUAGCUGAAAGGUUGCUCAAUUCAACAUGGGAACACGAGAGGUGUAUGAAGAAAAGCUGAAGAGAGGAAAUCUGGAUUAUGACCCUACAAUCAAACCUGGUCUUGGUUCUGCUAGAUGCCCUCGUUGUCUUUCUCUCUUGAACUCCAAUUCUAAAAGUGGAGAAUGGGGGAUUACUCCUGUUCUGCAUGAUUUCACGGCUGUGGCUGGCUCUGGAAUGGGUGGACUGCUCAGUGCAAUUUAUGGUUUGAAUACAGGAAUUCCUUUCGUCCAGAGACAUGUGAAGGGUCCAAAAUGGCUUCCAUUUGUUAUAGGGCUUCCUCCACUUCUCAUGUUCUCUGCAGCUAGUGCGGCAUUUGGAGGAUAUGCACUUCCAAGGUUUACUCAACUUACGGUGACUUCAUAUUACGCUGCUUCAAGUGCAUCACAUUACGGAAUAUCAUUGCUUACCAGACGUAUUGAGGAGGCUCAUACUUCUGGUGUUCAACGUGAAAGACUCAGCUGAUUGACUCGAGGUGCACAGAAUCAAAGCCAAACUUUACUUCAAAUUUUGCAAUGAAUUAUUAGCUGGAGCAAUUGUUAAUUUGAAAGAUGUUCGGUGCUUGGGUGACUUCUUUUUUACAUCUUUUUGAUCAAAUAUAUAGUUUUUACUUUGUAAUAAUAGGAUAAUUUGUGCCUAGGAAUGUCUGAACUCGGAAGAAAACACUUGUGCUUCAGUUGUUAACUGCUAAAGGAAUAUUUGAUGCUGACUACUUGUUACUUAGCCAAAACGGCAUAGUUAUGGGAUCUUGUAUGUAAGUGCUUUGUAUUAGAAUAAAACACCUUGUCAUUGGUUGUA
Molecule: messenger RNA, 939 nt
Organism: Lycium barbarum (goji berry)
Lineage: Eukaryota; Viridiplantae; Streptophyta; Magnoliopsida; Solanales; Solanaceae
Exons: 6
Coding region: 130-606 (158 amino acids)
Source: RefSeq, a predicted model, not a curated record